GAAACCACAAAAGCUGUCUGUCAUCUGACGGACUCCCCCCCUUUCAGCUGGCCCUCCGGUAGUUUUUGACAACAACGACUCUGCCGACAAUGUCCGCAUCGUGACUGUCUCCGACAAAAACGUGCUCUUCUUUUUGUCAUUGUUUGGUGUGCUUUUAUUUUCGAGGUCGUGCGUAAUGGAGCCGUCCGCGCCCAAAAGUAAGCUGAAAAAGCUGAGCGAGGACAGCUUAACCAAGCAGCCGGAGGAAGUGUUCGAUGUUUUGGAGAAACUCGGUGAAGGUUCAUAUGGCAGCGUUUUUAAGGCCAUUCACAAAGAGUCGGGGCAGGUGGUAGCCAUCAAGCAGGUUCCUGUGGAGUCCGAUCUGCAAGAAAUCAUCAAGGAGAUCUCCAUCAUGCAGCAGUGUGACAGCCCUUAUGUAGUAAAAUACUACGGCAGCUACUUCAAGAAUACAGACUUGUGGAUCGUCAUGGAGUACUGUGGAGCAGGCUCUGUUUCUGACAUCAUCAGGCUGCGAAACAAAACGCUGACAGAAGAUGAGAUCGCCACCAUCCUUAAAUCGACACUGAAGGGGCUUGAAUACCUUCACUUUAUGAGAAAGAUCCAUCGCGACAUCAAAGCAGGAAACAUCCUUCUCAACACAGAGGGGCACGCCAAACUGGCAGACUUUGGAGUUGCAGGACAGUUAACGGACACAAUGGCAAAGCGAAACACUGUGAUCGGUACCCCGUUCUGGAUGGCCCCAGAGGUGAUCCAGGAGAUUGGUUACAACUGUGUGGCAGACAUCUGGUCCCUGGGCAUCACAUCCAUAGAAAUGGCGGAGGGCAAACCUCCCUACGCUGACAUCCAUCCAAUGAGGGCCAUCUUUAUGAUCCCCACCAACCCUCCUCCCACAUUCAGGAAGCCGGAGCUUUGGUCAGACGAUUUCACCGACUUCGUCAAGAAGUGUUUGGUGAAGAACCCCGAGCAGAGAGCAACCGCCACACAGCUCCUACAGCAUCCGUUCAUCAACCAUGCCAAGCCAGUGACGAUCCUGAGAGAUCUGAUCACUGAAGCCAUGGAGAUGAAGGCCAAGCGGCAGCAGGAGCAGCAGAGAGAGCUGGAGGAGGAAGACGACAACUCUGAGGAGGAGACAGAGGUGGACUCUCACACCAUGGUGAAGUCGGGAAGCGAGGGUCCUGGGACCAUGCGGGCCACCAGCACCAUGAGCGACGGGGCGCAGACCAUGAUUGAACACAGCACCAUGCUGGAGUCUGACCUGGGGACUAUGGUCAUCAACAGYGACGAUGAAAAUGAGGAAGAGGAUCAGGGAUCAAUGAGAAGGCACCCCACCCCCCAGCAGCCCAUCCGUCCAUCCUUCAUGGAUUAUUUUGAUAAGCAGGACUCCAAUAAGGCGGCCCAGCAGCAGGAGAACUACAACCACAACCAGCCCAAGGAGCAGCCCGGCUACCACAUCCAGUCCAAAAAUGUCUUCCCCGACAACUGGAAAGUUCCUCAGGACGGAGACUUUGACUUUCUGAAGAACUUGGACUUUGAGGAGCUGCAGCUGCGCCUGACUGCCUUGGAUCCCAUGAUGGAGCGGGAGAUUGAGGAGCUCAGGCAGCGCUACACUGCUAAAAGGCAGCCCAUCCUGGACGCCAUGGAUGCUAAGAAGAGACGACAGCAGAACUUCUGAUCGUCCCCUCUCCUGGUUUGGGUUCUCUUAAACCAGCACGGAAUGUAAUGUCCCAGAGACUGAAAGGAAAACAAGACGGCCAUAUUUUUACUAUUGGAAGCCCUGAACUGUCCCAACUUCUCACUGAUCUCUGAAUGAAGUUACACCUUUUCUUUCCUGAGUGGCGUUUAUUCAGCUCCAGGACUUUUUCUUUCCAUCUUUAAAAUUUUUUCCUGUGAAGUUCAUUUCCACCGAGCUCUUCUCAGAUUGUGACCAWAAGGAGAAGCAGCUCAGCGGUCAUCAGACUUCUGAAAGUAUCUUAAAGAGUUUCCUCUUUUCUCAGCGGAGCGUCACGACUUGUCGUGCACGCACAGGGAGUCGACGUCGGCACAUAAGGAAGUCGAUCCUCCAGCAGAACCAGCCGCUAAAACGCAGCGGAUUUAAUGAAGUGAACUUUUUCACCCCCYUCUCUUUUCAGACUGUUCUCUUUAAAUGUAAAUAUAUUAGAGUUUGGAAAUAACCUGCAUCAAAGGUUCAKUCAUGACCAAAGACAAUCAAAAUUAUGUUGAUACUGAGAAUGCCUUAAAAUAUUUGAAGCCUAGUUUUCAAAAUAAGCAAUGUAUUUAAGAAAAGAAAAGAAAAAAAAAACACUGGAGAGUUUUUUUUUAAUCACUUGAAGAGGAGUUAAAGGAAAACGGUUUGUAAAAAUGGACAAAAUCAUGUGGUGUGGUAAAGAACGGCUCGUGUGUUUUCACGUAAACACAAAACUUCUCAGUCUUUCCAAUCCUUUAUUUAUUUUCCACGAUAAUGUUUGGGGGUUGUUACACAGAACUCAGUGCCUCUCCAAGUCACAUUCACUCACUUUUCAUGCAUUAAACGUUUAAGCCAAGUAGUCCAGAGUUUUUGGAUUUCAUUUUAAAGGGAUUGCACAGAAUUGCAUUACCAAAUAGUAAAAAAAUAAUAAAGUGCUUACUUUAGUUUUGCAUGACUAAUUCUUUAAAAAAAAAAAAGAAAAAAAGUUCUCUGAUCUAAUUUAGGAUGAGCUGUUUUUAGAAGUUAAGAUUAUUGKGUCCUAAUGAUCAUAUAAAAAGUUUUUCUUUUUUUUAUUAUUUCAUAAUCAAAGAGAAAUCGCUGAAGUGUCAUGCCUAAAACAAAUCUGCUACAUCAGCCACAUUCAAUUUUAAUGUCAGACCUAAAUUAUUCUUUUUGUUGCAGUAAAAGAUUUUCUUCAGUUUCCUUCAACUUGUAGGUUUUAGUGUUUAAAUUUAAUGAAGGUGGACUGCAUUAUAAGGGGGUUUCUGAGAAUUUAAAACUGCAGCGCAGGUAUAAAAACACUUUUUGCCUUUUAGGAAAUUGUACAAAACAUUACAUUUCUUCCCCAUAGGGGCCACUGAAUCAAAAUUUACUGUAAAAUGCACAAAGUUUAGGUUGUUAGACCAAUUUAAUAUCAAUAUUUGAAAUACAUGAGUUAUUAGGGUUUAUGUUUAGAAGGUUAUUCGUUAAUUGUGAGACUUAAGAAAUACAAAUUGGUAUGGUUAGCUCAAAUCUAAGUAGCUGUUAAUUUAUUAGAAGCUGUUGUGGCUUCAGAUUAGUGUUAAUCUUGGUGAUUUUUUUAAAUAAUAAACUGACUCUUUUCCCUGUCUUAAUAUCAAGUUCAGACGCAGUUUCAAUUACGUAAUGUGUUUUACUUGUUUUUUUUUAAUAAACAGUUUUGUUACAUUGUCUCUUCACUCAAGAGAGUGAAGUUGUGUGAAUCAUUUUAUUUUUAUGUAUUUCAUAGACAUCCACAGCUCCAUGCAGGGUUAAUAUUAUUAUGCUGUUUAAUACAAUUCAUCUGUUAAAUGUGUUGCUUAUACCUUUAGUGACACUGUACAGAUGUGUUGAUUUCUGUUUAUAGACUAUGCAUGUUUGCUUUAUAGUGGAAUGCUGUUUAGUAACCGUACAGAAAAUACAAUUUAAUAUAGGAGAUGGAUUUUUCUUGCUUUUAAUGAAAACUAUUUGUAAAAAAAAUAACGAAAAAAUAAAAUAUACAUAUAAGAGGUGUUCAGCUUUUUGUUACUCUGAUUUAAAUACUUUUUAUGCAUUGUAUGUUUCUCUUAAACACAAGUAAUAAAUGGUAAAAGUUAAA
Molecule: messenger RNA, 3779 nt
Organism: Austrofundulus limnaeus
Lineage: Eukaryota; Metazoa; Chordata; Actinopteri; Cyprinodontiformes; Rivulidae
Gene: stk3
Product: serine/threonine kinase 3 (STE20 homolog, yeast)
Exons: 11
Coding region: 176-1672 (498 amino acids)
Biological process (GO): protein phosphorylation; signal transduction; protein tetramerization
Cellular component (GO): cytoplasm
Molecular function (GO): protein serine/threonine kinase activity; ATP binding
Source: RefSeq, a predicted model, not a curated record